ACUCUUUGCUAUUCCUUUAACACCCUUGAGAAGAACCUAAACUACUGAAGCAGUCACUCAAUUGACAUUAUUGUCAAACGGAUGACAUGUUUAUUGAUUUUGUUAUUCUUUAACAGAUAUGGUGUUAGAAGAUGUGACCGAAUACGAAAGUACUCCAGAAGGACGUCGUGUCACUAAAUUGGAUCAAAUCUUAUUGAAUGGAAACAACAUAACAAUGAUGGUUCCCGGAGGAGAAAUGCCAGACAAUUGAUCACUUUAUCGCUCAUCCUUUUUAUCUCAACAAUUAUUUUUCCAAAUCAUAUUUAAUUCAUUAAAUUCGGUUCAAUAAUAAUUUUUCUAUAAAUAAUUCAAUGA
This is a messenger RNA of Medioppia subpectinata, 354 nucleotides long. Lineage: Eukaryota; Metazoa; Arthropoda; Arachnida; Sarcoptiformes; Oppiidae. The record is from the annotation of a GenBank genome assembly.